AUGGUCAAAUAUGUUAAUUCAUGGUAUUUAACGAAAUUAAAUACAGAUAAUUAUGAAGUUUUGAUGCUAAUAUAUCAAGUUUUAAUGGAUUUUGUAAAGAAUUUGAGUAAUAGAAUAAAUAAGACAUUGAAGAGUGAAGUUGAAUUAUUCAAUAUAGUGGAUGAAUUGAGUUCAGUUAUAAAUAAUCAUCUCCUAGACUUGGCGAGUGAAGAUAGUCAAUAUGAUUUGAAGAUAUUUGCUGAUUAUUACAAAGAAGCUAAUACAAGAAACAGCUUUAAACAAACCCCACAAGCUGAUUUAGAAACCAUCUUGGAUGAAUAUUUAUGUCUGAACCAUGUAUUGUUUGAAUUGAAAGAUGACCCAUUGAUGUAUUUCAGAGUUUUGGUGAAGAAUUUACUUGAGAUAAUAUAUUCCAAUGAUUCAGCGGUGAAUCCGUUAUCCUCUACUAUAAUUACAAAUUUAGUGGUUGUAAUAGUUGGUGAUUUGGUUUUAGCAUUAGUGUUGGAGAAAUUAUCUUCUCCAGAAUUCAUUUUAAAGGAUAUCAUAAGUAACGUGGUUGAUAUUAUUACUGCAACACUUGACGAAAAGAAAGUAGCUAAAGAAGAAAGUGAUGAGGUUACAUUAUCUUAUUAUGAAAGGUUUCAAUUAGUAAUAACGAUGUGUUAUUCAAAAGUUAGUAAAUUUGUGUUGACUGCCAAACUGGAAGGUUUACCGUUGUCUAACACAGUUUCUGAAAACGAAUCCAAUGAGAUCAACGUUGAUGUUUUUGAAAAUUCAAUAUUUAAAUUGAUGGACACCAUUACCAAUUUUUCAUUCCGAAAACCAUUGGUUUCCAAUUUCAUAUCAUUUAUAAUGGGUCUGCUUCGAUUAAACUCAUGGAUUUACUAUAAGCUUAGUUCAUUAAGUUCAAGCUUUGUCAUGAAGAAAUUGAUCAGUGCUCCUUUCUUAGGGGAAGAAGGACUCAGUAAUAUCAUAUCAUCAUUAAGACUUUCAUUGUUCUAUAGAGAUAAUAAUCAACCUUCAACUGAGUCUUUAGAUGAGGAAUUAGAUACACUUACCUUGGAUCAGUUGACCGAUUCAAUCUUUAAUUUAAUUAAUGAAAAGAUUCCAGGUGCAUUUGCCAAUAGUUACAUACAGGGAAAGAGUCCAAUACUCAGCCUAACUAAUGAAAAUGAGACCGAUUUAAAGCAUAGAAUCAGGCGCAUGUUAAUUAUAUUUAAUUAUCAAAUCUCAAAUACCAAUAAUAAUAAUGAGUUCAAUGAAACCUGUGAGCUUAAUAAGCUAUUAAUGAUUAAGUUAAUAGAUUGUAUAGUUAGAAACUUAUAUCCUGAAUUAGUUUAA
Scheffersomyces coipomensis is the source of this 1341-nucleotide messenger RNA. RefSeq lists its product as uncharacterized. The transcript has a single exon. The coding region runs from base 1 to 1341 and encodes 446 amino acids. The record is from RefSeq and is a predicted model, not a curated record. NCBI's taxonomy places the organism in Eukaryota, Fungi, Ascomycota, Pichiomycetes, Serinales, Debaryomycetaceae.